AGGAUUAGCACCCGAAAGCUUUAUCGUGGUAUACAGGGCCCAGGCCGGCGCGUCAGAGAACCGAUGAAUGAUCCUUCGGGAUGCCCUUACGUUGAUUGCGGUGCCCUUACGUUGCUAUAUUUGCUUUGAGGGAUGAAAAUAAAGGACAAUGCUCUGCAUAAACUGUCAUGCAAUGGUAUAUAAGACAAUAGGACUUUCUCACCCCGGCGUUUGCGUAUGAUCCCGUGGGAUGGCUUCAGAAGAAACCCCCCUACUGACGUCAAGCAGCGAUGGCGAUAAAACUGCGCACGAAGCGAUUUAUGACUGGUUCACUCGACGUCGGAAGAGGUGGAUUGUGUUCAUUGUCUCUUGUGCGGGUUUAUUACCAAAGUUGGUUGCAGCGUCAUUCGUACCUUCCAUUCCCCAGGUAGCUAAGGAACUUCACUCCACACAUGCUGCUGUCAGCUUGACAGUCAGUCUGUCGACCUUUGCGACUGCCAUCGGAACGCUGGUUUGGGCUGCGUAUUCGUCUUUCUAUGGACGCCGAACAAUGUAUUUGUGCGGGAUACCGUUUUUAUUCAUUGGUAGCUGUGGUGUCGCGAUGUCGAAUUCGUUGCGGAGUCUGCUAUUCUGGCAGUUCAUUCAGACAUUCGGAUGCUCGGGAGGGUUGUCGUUAGGUGCUGGCGUAAUUGGUGACAUAUACAAAUUGGAGGAGCGCGGCAUUGGGAUUGGGAUAUUCUUGGGUGCCACGCUUUUCGGGUUUGCUGUUGCCCCGUUCCUUGGAGGUGUGGCGGCGCAGUAUUGGUCUUGGCGCAAUUUGCACUAUUGCCUUGCUGUAUGGAGCUUGCUCGAACUGCUUCUAAUAUACGUUUUGUUACCUGAAACGAGCCAUCCCGGCACACUGGGCAUCGAUAAACUAAAGCAAAGAAGACGGAUCCAUGUCGCCUGGGUGAAUCCUCUCAGAUCUCUCUGGCUACUUCGGAGUCCGAACUUAUUUGGAGUCAUGCUUGCGACGAGUCUAGCGCUCAUCACUGACUAUGUUCUCCUCGUACCACUGGCGUACACUAUCGGUGUACGGUAUGGCAUCACGAACAAAGCCAUCAUAGGAGCGUGUUUCCUCCCCAAUGGACUCGGAAACUUCAUCGGAGCGCCGCUUGCUGGCCGCUUAUCAGAUGUUUUAAUCAGGAAAUGGCAGAAGAAGCGCAAUGGAGUCUGGUCUCCAGAAGAUCGACUGAGAGCGACGUGGAUCGGGGGGCUGUUCAUGGUUCCAUUAUCCAUUGGAGUGUCAGGGCUGCUCACGACGUAUGUUGACGGUCCGGUCGGUCUUUUGUUGAAUUUAUUGUGUCUUUUUAUCAAUGGAAUGGGGGUCGUCUUCGUGUUAAACCCAAUUGGUUCUUAUAAUGUGGAUGUAGUACAUUCGCAAAGCGCAGAAAUCACAGCCGCCAACGCCGGCGUGAGGUCAUUCAUUCUGUCUGUCGCGACCGCUUUUGUCAUCCCAUCCAUCGAACGCAUUGGUGUUGCGUGGACGAACACCAUUGUAGCUGUCCUUGCACUUCUCGGACAAGGGAUUGUUUUCCUCACGAUUCGUUACGGAGACCGUAUGAGAGCUAGCGUGGAUGUUGGUUUCUCGACCAUAGAGAACAAUUGAUCGAUUGAGGUGACGAAGAAUGUAC
Molecule: messenger RNA, 1652 nt
Organism: Suillus discolor
Lineage: Eukaryota; Fungi; Basidiomycota; Agaricomycetes; Boletales; Suillaceae
Product: major facilitator superfamily domain-containing protein
Exons: 13
Coding region: 230-1627 (465 amino acids)
Biological process (GO): transmembrane transport
Molecular function (GO): transmembrane transporter activity
Source: RefSeq, a predicted model, not a curated record